Amphibalanus amphitrite is the source of this 5304-nucleotide messenger RNA. Its product is annotated as transmembrane protein 8B-like. The transcript has 14 exons. The record is from RefSeq and is a predicted model, not a curated record. Gene Ontology annotation, cellular component: plasma membrane. Bases 180 to 2666 code for a protein of 828 amino acids. NCBI's taxonomy places the organism in Eukaryota, Metazoa, Arthropoda, Thecostraca, Balanomorpha, Balanidae.
CUACGAGGACAGCAUUUUUGUGUGCUCGUCGUUUUCACAAUGAUAUUUCUUGAAUACUAUCUAGAAAACAAACUAGAGAAUAUACUGAUCCAUUCAUUCUUGUCGUUUUGUUAUUGUUUUUACAUGUCAAUGUCGGAUGUGGUUUCGGGUUUUAUAUACCUUGGAUUUCGGAAAAGUUAAUGAAAUGGGCCAUUGUAAUAGAUUUAGCAACUGCUCAUACCAAAGGAAACAAUGAUAAAUUGACUGAUUAUCAGAUGUACACAAGAAGCAUCAAAUGUAUAUACCUACCUGUCUUCUUUGUUGUUAUUGCUGCAUGGCUGCGCCAGGCAUCAGGGCAACUUCCUGAUGUGUACCAGCAAGGUGUGCUGCAGCCUUACACCAGCUACUCUGAUGUGACCCUUUUCAAGUUCCAUGUGCCACCAGCUACAGCCAGAGGCCGCUGGCAGUUUGCUGCAGUACAUGAUGAUCCCAGCUGCCAGGCCAGGCAGGUGCAUGUUUUUCUGCAGUAUGGCAGUUACCCUGUGAUUAACCACGGGAAUGGCUCGGCCCUGUUCGACCGAGGUGCCUCUCUCCGGCGGCUGACAGUGGUCAGCACUCCCCAGCCUCAUCCUGCCACUGAGCUCACUGUGGAGGCCCCCCAGCCGGGCCAGUGGUAUGCUGCUGCGUACAUCGCCGAUGCGGAUCGAACGGUAUCACAGCAGGGCCUCAGCCACCGCUGCCAGUACAGCCUGGGCUCGAUCGGGUACUGGCGUCAGGAGACCCCGCAGCUGCUGCCCGUCAAUCAGCCGGUCAGCGUCCUCACCAUCGCCAGACAGUCGUUCUUUAGGUUUUUCGUUCCAUCCGGCGUCGAGUCAGUGUCAGUGUCGGUGUCGGGGUGUCGACCGGCGAACUCCGCAGGACCGCCCCCCGACGCCGUCCACCCCUGUCUGGCCUGGGUCGGUCUGAGGCCGAGCGCCCUCCCCAAUGGACAGGCCGCCACAGACGGUGACCAUCUGUCGUGGGACGGCGGUCCGCCUCAGUGGAGUGUCUCCGGGCUGCAGUCGGGAGCCACUCACACCCUGCGACCGGAGCUGCUCUGGCACGACGUCUACUAUUACCUCGCACUGGUGGCUGAUAAUAGCGCCGAGCUCACCGUUACUGUUACAUUGAGACAAUGCGAGUUUCUGACGACGGACGGCCGACCGCCGGCCGCUGACGUCACCACUACUCAGCUGGCGAACCGGUCACAUGUCGCGGGCCCUCCGCCAGAGCGGUGCGCCCCACUGACCCGUCUGACCCGGGUUCAGUACGCUCAGGACUUCACUGACACGUUCCUGGCUGUGAAUGCCGCCUUCUACCACACGUGGCUGGCACUUACGGAGAGGAGGAUCAGCUCUGUCACGUUCGAGACACAUGAGUUCGAGGAUAUCGGUGGUACUCUGUACGUCGAUUUGAGGCUCAGCAAACUCAUCAUGGGCGACUCUCGUCAAGUGGUGACCGUGUCUGGCUGCGUGUCGCCCCACGUCCUGCCUGUUACGGACGCCGGUGAACUGCUCUGCCACCCGGGGCUGGCCUUUAACCUGAGCUCUGCCAGCGAGCGGCAACUCUCCGCGGUUCGGCUGGUGCCGUUUCCCGAGCCAGCCCGCUGGUUCGUCUCGCUGCGCACCAGCUGCUACAAUGCCAGCUCUGGCAGCCAGCUACCCUGCGUCCGCUCCCAGUACGCAGUGAACCUGGACGUCCACCUCCAGCCGUGUGUGUGGCCCGGCGCGCCGUGUGGAGAGCACGGUAUAUGUCGGGAGAACCACCGUGGUCGGCUCUACUUUACCGCUUGCAGCUGCCUGGACGGUUACCGCGGCUGGGACUGCAGCGACGGCUCGGCAGCAGUACCCUCCGGCCGCCGCCUCCUCUCCGUAUCCCUGCUCACCCUCAGUAACCUGGCACUGCUGCCCGCCGUUGUGCUGUCCCUGCGCCGCCGCCUGGCCACCCUGGCUUUAGUUUACGCUGCGGCUAUGGUGGCCUCGAUGCUGUACCAUCUGUGUGACCAGCUGGGUCGCCAGCUGACGGGCACGGGAUACUGCCUGCUGCGGUUUGAGGUGUUACAAUUCUGCGACUUUUUCGGCUGCGUACUGAGCUGCUGGGUGACCCUGGUGAGCCUGGCCGAAUGGCGGCGGGCCGAGCCUACACUGCACGUGCUGGGUGCAGUGUUAGCGGCGGCUGCCGUGCGCUGGCGUCCCACCGCGCUGGGGGUGUUCCUGGUACCAGUUCUGCUUGCUGCCGCCGUACCGGUGGCAGUGUACGCGGCGCGGAGCUGGCGCCGCGGCCGACUGCUGAAGCUCAGCCGCUCCUGGCUGCUGCGACACCUACUGCCGGGGCUGACGCUUGCCCUGAUCGCUGUCGGAAUAUUCACCGGCCUGGAGACAGUCGACAACUACCAGUACACGCACAGUGCGUGGCACCUGGCGCUCUCCCUGUCUCUGCUAGCCCUGCUGCCUGACGGCGGCCGGCGGGGCCCAUCACCCUCCGACCAGCUCCAGCUGAUAGCUGAGGACGCAGACAGCGACAGAGUAUCCUUUCGACACGAGCUGGAAGAGCUGGGAGCGGGCCGGGGGUCGCCGACCUUCUGUAGAUCGGACUCGGCCGCCCCCGUCCGUGCCGUGGUCGCCGCCCCGGGCACCGCUGGCAGCUAACACGGAAUGGAUACAGUGGAGACUUCUGACACAGCUGAGUUGGUUUCUGCGAAAGGUGCGUCCUCUGCAGUCUGAGGUACGACGAUCUAGGAGAAGUUAUGGUAGCUGGUAAGAGUGUGAUGACUGUUACAGAGUGGGCGAAAGGGAAGGCAUUACACACAUUUUUGAUCUAUUUGUCGGGGGGGGGGGGUGCACUGAAUCAUCGUAAAGGUGCUCCUCUGCCUUGCUUGGAUGUAUCACGGAUCAUGUUUUUACGGCAAUGUUGAUUAAACGCUGUCUUGCAUGGACCUGAUAUUCCAUGGAUGAGACUUUAUGGUGCAAUGUUCUAGAUCUGACUAUUCCGUAUCGUGUUUCUGAUAGCCCCUUUGAUAAGUGGAUAUGCCUAAGCUAUGCAAUCGAUCCGAUCUUGAGGUGCUUUGAUAUAUCCAAUCCUCUGGUUCUGACGUCUUGGUUCCGACAUAUUGUCCUGGGAGCUGAACUUACAUCCGUUGGAUCUAAAGGAUAUCUUGUGUUAAAACAUCUCCUACGGCGGAGUUCUUUCCUCUGUCCCGUGAUGUUCCAAUGUCGAGCGCUGGUUCUGCCCUUUUGACGUCGAGAGUCACUCAACACUUUCCAGGCUAUCACUGCCGUCUACUCAGCCUACACUCUCUGUAUAGUGUACAAUCUCAUCACGGUCCCGACCGGCCUCUUCCAUCGUAUCCCUUUGCUUUCAUUCCUUCCAGUCUGCUUCCAUCGCAACUGUCCGUGUCUGCGGCUACCCCGCUGCCUUACGCUCUUUCCUUCACAUUCCCUGGCUAGUGGACGAUAAUCAGGUCACUGUCACAAACGUCCACUUCGUUCCAUGCACCCAUCCAUCAGCAGACCGGGAAUUUUCGGCCCUUCCCCGCCACAGAAGUCGCGGAGUUCCCGAGUUGUCAGCACUGUUCCAUGUUCCAUUGUGCUGCGCUACGGGCGUCUGAUACGUCGCCCGAUAUUUACCUGUCGCGGUUAUCGCGCUGGUAUCUGCCGGCGGCGGGUGGUCGUUUGCUGGCUGAGUGCUAGCCGGGGUGUGGUCGAACCUUUUGUUUCGAUGCUGUACGUAUUCGGUCGAGUACCGUGCGGGGUUGUUGUUUGCCGUGUGUAUGGGAGGAAGGUUGACUAGAUGAGUCACUGCUCCGGUUUGGCGGCGGAUGCUGUUUUGAUGAGUCAGAGUACGGUUGAGUCGACAAAGUUACUGCAGGAGAUGCUGUUGCCCUUUGCCCGGGUUUGACACGUGUGUGCCACAAGCUAUCGGUGUUAUCAAGCUCACGAGGAUAGCGUAGAAGCAGUAUACAAUGCGUCCGCGGGAUGGUAUUAAGUCUAAGCUGGUUCGUUUCGCGCUGCGUAGUCAUAUGUGUAGACCCAUAGCUCUUCUUACCAGUGUAAGAUCUCCACUGUGUGCCAUUUGAUGCAGUUUUGUAAGCGGCUGUCGAUAUACCACCACGCCAUUCGCAUGAUUUUGUCAGUCGCUACCGUAUUGACGGAGUUUCUUUCCAAUCUUUGGCGUAGCAUCAUCUUGCGUCAUAUUGUCAGAACUUUGAUGCCAUGAUGAGACUUUGUAGCAUCGUUAGAACAGUAUCGUGACUCGUCCUUGAGAAGAGAUUGUUAAUGCUUUGUAGAUGAGAGAUUGGCUGAGGUUAACCGAGUAUCUAUCACUGCGUAUCUCUUUUGAAUCUCGUUGUCAAUAUCAAGAGGCUAUUAGGAAUAUUGAAUGUUAAUGACGCUUUUCAAUAUGGGCAUCAAAACCAGUGCAGCUCCAUGUGAUGUGUUUCUACGCUUAUACGGCAGCUAUCGCUUGUAGUUUUUUUUACGUUCAACGUACCAUUGUCGUUUUCUAUUUUUGUAGACAUUUGACAUCACCCAGGCGUUGAACUUAUUUGUGAAUGGCAUGGUCGCAGAAUUUUUCACGAAAAGUGGGUAAGGAUAUACUUGUAUCUCCUUACCCGAUCUCUGACGACUUCUUUUGCAGUAUAGUCGUCCUCCUCCCUUGCAAUCAGUAAUUAAUAAAUUGCAGUCUUUUGUUUGUUGUGUGACUUAAAUUAAGAUAAAUUGUGUGAAAAGUUCUGGGAUUCUGCCACACGGUCCUGGUUCUCACCUCCAUGUCAUAUGCGUAUGUUGUUUACUUUUCAUCAUGUUGUGCCUUCAUGCUGCAUUUCUCAGCCCGCUUACUGCCGUACAGUGUUCCUGUCAUAACGCGUACUCCAUUGAACCUAACGCUUCCAGUUGUGUAUCCGCAGUCGCUAGUUGCCAUGUCUCAACGUUUAUAUGUCCAUGUCAACUGUAAAUACUGCCUUUGGAGAAUUUCUUGUGUUCCCAUGUCUUAACGCUUAUGUGUCUGUCAUAUCACAUAUGUACUGCCUUUGAAGUCAUUCGUGUUAACUGUUGCAUAAUCGUUAAUCAGGUAUCUGCGUUGCUUGUCCUGUCUGUUGACAAAGUAAGCAUUAUAGCAAACUUGAGAGCGGUUGGAGUGCAUGCACGCUUAUGCUGGUUGGAACGGAUUUGAAUAGACGCUAGACAGUGAUAUUGUCUUGCCACUGUUCUACUGCCCAAUACGAUGCAUGUAUGUGUAGCUUUUAUACGUGUCUCUCGUUUCCGAGACAAUACAUGUCUGCCUCAUAAA